Molecule: messenger RNA, 1277 nt
Organism: Drosophila willistoni
Lineage: Eukaryota; Metazoa; Arthropoda; Insecta; Diptera; Drosophilidae
Product: GTPase Era, mitochondrial
Exons: 3
Coding region: 50-1198 (382 amino acids)
Biological process (GO): ribosomal small subunit assembly
Cellular component (GO): mitochondrial matrix
Molecular function (GO): ribosomal small subunit binding; GTP binding; rRNA binding
Source: RefSeq, a predicted model, not a curated record
UGCUGAAAUCAGCUGUUGGUUACGAAUCUGUGUUCUGUGCAAGAGCAAGAUGUUUGGAAAAGUUUUAAAGUUAUUAAAUGGCCAUAGAACGCAUAAUCUUCUACUGAUUAAUGUACGUAACCUGAACGCCGCCAGCCAAACCCAUGGAGCAGUCUCCGCCACGCCGCCGCCCCCAACCAGUGAGGCCGAACGCCAAGAGGAGACGUCGCAGACGCAAUCCCUGCAAAAGUCUCUGCACAUUGCUGUCAUUGGAGUACCCAAUGUGGGAAAGAGCACGUUCAUCAACAACAUUAUAAACCAUAGAGUUUGUCCCACUUCGGCCAAGGUGCAUACCACACGCAAAUCACAUUCAGCCAUUUGCACAACGGGACAGACACAAUUGGUGUUUCACGACACUCCCGGCUUGGUGACACAACGCGAGAUAAGAAAGCAUAAUUUAGAGCAGAGCUUCAAGAGCUCCUAUCGCCAUGCCAUACAGAACGCCGACGUUAUCGCCGUAAUGCACGAUGCCUCGAAUAGUUGGACACGCAAAGAAUUGCAUCCAACUGUUUUGGAUACCUUGAAGGCGUACGCUAAUCUGCCAAGUUUUCUCAUACUGAACAAGAUUGAUGUACUGAAAUCGAAGCGUGUCCUUUUGGAUUUAAUCAAAACCUUGACCAAUGACACGCUUACGGGCAAGAGAUCGACCAAGGGUGUGCCUGUGCGAAAUGAUGUGGAGCAAGUGGAACCAGCCGUAGACACACGUCUAAGGCAACGUACAACCAAUUGGAGUCACUUUCACGAUGUUUUCCUAGUGUCAGGCUUAACUGGAAAUGGUCUGGAUGAGUUGCAGGACUAUCUGCAGGACUUGGCCAAGCCAAGAGCGUGGAAAUAUGCCUCAGAUGUUCAUACAGAUGCCAGCCCCGAAGCCCUAAUUGUGGAGAGCGUACGUGCCCGCCUGCUGGACUAUUUACCACAGGAGAUACCCUACAAUUUAAAAUGCGAGCUGGAAUACUACAGCGUGGAGAAAAAUGUCAUUUAUACUUCGGUUCAAGUGCAGUGUCCCACUCAACGCAUAGAGCGCUUGAUUUGCGGUGAAUCUAAUGGCAAACUACGACAAAUUACGGAACGUGUUACUUCCGAUUUGGUGGAGAUGUUUGGUCAGGCUGUUUCUCUGACCAUUUCCACAUUCGCGACGACAGGCAAGAAAUCAAAUUAACGUUGCUCUAUAGUAUCUAUUAAUUUUUAAUCAAAACAAAAUAAAAGAAAAAACAACUAUAACAAUUUCAAGUGCUUAA